GUGUCUGGAAGCAAAUCCAUUUUUGAUAAGCGGAUUAGACUACAAUCAGGAGUUGAGUUUUAGAUCGAGAUUGAUCCAUUCACCUGUUUGUUGUCUAAUCUUUUAAAAUAUUUUUCUCGCAAUACUAUUUUUCCAGCAGUUUUCCUUUCCAUCAGUCUAGGCUUCUUGUAUUAAGUCGGCUUUCAAUAUACUGUUCUCUAUAUAAAAAGGCAAGUCUAAGUACUUUUCUUCUGAGAUGGAUAAACUGCCAGGGGUGAACAUAACCGCUGCUAACAGCUCGACUGUGGACCGACUUCGUCCUUCAUUCAUCGAGCAUGGUUCCUACCAGCACCUGGAUCCAGGCGAGCUGCGUGUCCUCGUGCCUGUCAUCCUGGGGGUGGUCUGUGUCCUGGGGCUGGCCAGUACCCUCACAGCCAUGGGCAUCCUGAUCUCCAACGCCCACCGUGGGAAACUCUCCCUCAUCAACGCUCUCAUCCUCAACCUGAUGUUUGCCGACGGCCUUGUCCUGGCGUUCGCCCUUCCAUUCCGCGCUGCUGCCUUCUCCAAACCCACCUGGACGCUUGGCUGGACGGUGUGCAAGACCUGUGAUUGGUUCCUGCAGAGCUGCAUGGCUGCGAAGAGUUUUACCGUAGCGGUGAUGGCUAAGGCUUGUUACCGUUACGUCUCAAACCCAACUAAACAGGUCAGCAUCAGUCUACGCUCCAUCCUAUUGGUGAUGUGGUUCCUCUGGCUGUCUGCUUGCUCUGCCCCCAUCCCUACCUGGCUGUUCUCCUCACUGCAGAGAGAGACCCGGGGGCUGGUGUGUGUGCAGGUGGUUCCCCCCGAGGCGCGGGACUUCAUGUCGGUCUACGUCAAGGCAUACCCCCUGGGUGUGUUCUGCGCCCCUUUGAUUUUCGCCCUGCUGUAUUUCUGGCGGGCGUAUAGGCGGUGCCAGCGCCGCUGUAGUAAGACCCAGAACCUCCGAACGCAGAUCAGAUCCAGGAAGCUCACGCUGAUGCUGUUCAGUCUGACGGUAGCCAUGGCGAUGCUGUGGCUGCCGCAGUGGGUGGUCUGGGUGUGGGAGCGGCACGCUGCAGAGCGAGAGGCACAGGGACCGGGAGAGGAAGGACCCUUUGUCGUCUUCUCUCCCCCUCUCCUCCUUUCCCUCUCCGCCCUGCUCCUCACCUUCUGUCUCUCCCUGGUGAACCCCCUCAUCGUCCUCUCUCUGUCUGAGGAGUUCAGAGAGGGGUACAGGGGUCUGUGGAGGCGCCUUACUCUUCGUAAACACACCCUGUCCAACCCCAAACCCGGCCCCCACGCACCCACCGCCCCCCAGUCCCCCUGCCCACGACCGGAGACCUCAGGCCAGCCGCGGGGAGGAGACGGAAGCCUAGGCCCCAUCCCUAGCCAGGGGACUAGAGUUGAUCCCCAGCCCCAGACGGAGCAGGGAGGGGUGGAGGAGGCGGAGGCGGAGGGAGAGAGCCCCCGGGAUGGGAUCGUGCUGCUGGAUGUGGAGCAGUUCUGGCAUGAGAGAGAGACAGGCUCAAUGACAGAGGAGAAUGAUCCCAUACCCUGGGAGCACCAGGAGGGAGCACCAGCCGAGGGGAGGAAGUGAAGAGAGGAAGUGAGGGAAGGAAGCGAAGGAAGCGAGAAGAGGAGAGCAUACACACACAGACGAACUGGACGGGUUCUAAUAGGCUACUCAAUACUCAGCUACAUCUGUCCUUGUCUACCCCUUGAACUUUGUGUAUCUGUCUGUCUUUUGUGUUUUUUGUGUGAACAAAUUGUGUUACCCACCACCACCAGUGACUUUUAAGCAAAAGGUUGUUUGAGAGUAUUUGGACACUGCCUCAACGAUGCCUGAUACACUAUUUAGCAUCGAGAUCAGCCAGUAAGCCUCCCCUUUCUCUUCCUCUCAGUUAGCGCCACAGCGUUCAAACAACCUUCAAACAACACACACAGUGACAGACUAUAUCAGCAGCUGUAACAGACUGACAUUUGAUUAUACCUCACUGGACUGAAGAUCGGUCAACAAAGGAGUCAACACAGGAGACAACACGGGAGACAACACAGGAGACAACACAGGAGAUAACACAGGAGACAA
Molecule: messenger RNA, 2083 nt
Organism: Coregonus clupeaformis (lake whitefish)
Lineage: Eukaryota; Metazoa; Chordata; Actinopteri; Salmoniformes; Salmonidae
Product: G-protein coupled receptor 151-like
Exons: 1
Coding region: 236-1594 (452 amino acids)
Biological process (GO): G protein-coupled receptor signaling pathway
Cellular component (GO): membrane
Molecular function (GO): G protein-coupled receptor activity
Source: RefSeq, a predicted model, not a curated record